GAGAGACCGAAGAGAGAGAGAGACCGAGAGAGAGAGAGAGACCGAGAGAGAGAAGAGAGUGACGAGAGAGAGAGAGAGAGAGAGAGACCGAGAGAGAGAGAGAGACCGAGAGAGAUCCGAGAGAGAGACCGAGAGAGGAAGACCAGGAGAGAGAGAGAGAGACCGAGAGAGAAAUAUAGAAGAAAGAGAGAGAGAGAGAGAGAGAGAGAGACAGACCGAGAGAGUGAGAGAGAGAGAGAGACAGACCGAGAGAGAGAGAGAGAGAGAGAGACCACCGACCGAGAGAGAGACACACAGACCGAGAGAGAGAGAGAGAGAGAGACCGAGAGAGAGACACCAGACAGAGAGAGAGACAGAGAGAGAGAGAGACCGAGAGAGAGAGAGAGACCGAGAGAGAGAGAGAGAGACCGAGAGAGAGAGAGAGAGACCGAGAGAGAGAGAGAGAGACCGAGAGAGAGAGAGAGAGACCGAGAGAGAGAGAGACCGAGAGAGAGAGAGAGACCGAGAGAGAGACAGAGACAGAGACAGAGACCGAGAGAGAGACAGAGACAGAGACCGAGACCGAGAGAGAGAGACAGACACAGAGACCGAGAGAGAGAGAGAGACAGAGACCGAGAGAGAGAGAGAGACCGAGAGAGAGAGAGAGACCGAGAGAGAGAGAGAGACCAAGAGAGAGAGAGAGACAGAGAGAGAGAGAGAGACGGAGACCGAGAGAGAGAGAGACCGAGAGAG
Coregonus clupeaformis (lake whitefish) is the source of this 732-nucleotide messenger RNA. Its product is annotated as RNA-binding protein 25-like. Lineage: Eukaryota; Metazoa; Chordata; Actinopteri; Salmoniformes; Salmonidae. The transcript is spliced from 2 exons. The record is from RefSeq and is a predicted model, not a curated record. The annotation marks the transcript as partial.